UGCCGAAGAGCGUCGGAUUCUAGAUACGUCAAAAACAAUAGGUAGUGCCUUGACAACAAUGUCUUGCUGACUGGGUGAAUAUUCGAUGGGACCCCGCACGCGGCGGCGAAGCAUCCACUGCCCUGCCCAGGCGGGCGUACCCUGCAGAAUCCACUUUAAUCGCUGCGAAAGGGCACGGAUCUUACCCGAGGGGGCUAUUCAUACGCCGACUUCAGCGACAACUGCAUUUUUGAAUCGGCUGACUUGGCCAACCUUUCCUUGACACAACAGGAGAAACGGACAAUCGAUGCUCCGACAUCUAUCGAAUUUCUGCAGAGUCAUCACUCAUCCUUCAGCUUCAACUCUGGCAUUCCAGGAACAUGAAGUUGUACGCCUCAAAAAAAAGACAUGCCGAAAUGUCUAAGUUUAGGUACGGCGUUGGGAUGGAACAACAUGACGAGGGGAUAGAUGCCACCUUCCCAAUGGCGCACCUGGCUAACAGAAAGCAUACUUUCCGGACACAUCGACGAAUGAGAUAUCGAAGAAAACGGGGAGGAUGCAGAGUCGGCCUGUAUAUGUACCACAUCGUUUGCAAGAAGCUGCAGAUUUCAAGGCUGAGUCGUAGAUCUUCCCCUGCAGCUUCCUGACAAACGCAUGCACCUACAGGCCUACCGGCCCCCAAGCAACCUCCCUUGGGCGCUUCCCUCAUGCCUUUAUGGUGCUUCUUCUCUCCUGCUUUAACUUAUUCUGAUCUUCUCCAUGAAGAUCAUUCUCGGUAUGAGUGGAAAGUCGAUGUGCAUCAUUCGGCGCUUCUUUCUUAGGCUAUUUCGCUUAGGGUCGGAAUCUCCUCCUCAUGAUGGUUUCUGGCCGCUGAAGUGAGAAGGAAGUCAAGGAUCUUACUCCUCAUUGUCCAUGUUGGGCUGCGCAUAUUUCUAAGCCUUGUGUUUCCCGAGACUGGGGGUUGAGAUGGCUCUGAUCACAAAUCGACCUUCACUAAGAACCGCUUCCCUCUCUUCGGAACUAUAAGACUGAGGUUUACCUCAUCAUAGACAUAUCCCAACUCCAUUCUCAGCACCAAGUCAGAUAUCGAUCAUUUUCAAUGAAACUUCUCAAUCUCUCGAUCGCCCUAGGGCUCUAUUCAUAUGUUGUCUCGGCCCAAAAAGCAGUCUUUGCACAUGUCGUGGUUGGUAACACGGCUGCUCACUCCCAGGCCACAUGGGCUCAGGACAUCCAGCUAGCGAAGAAUACCGGCAUCGAUGCUUUUGUUUUGAAUAUAGCUUAUCCGGAUGGUAAUAUCCCUGGGCAAGUCGCGAACGCGUUUGCGGCUGCUGAGGCUGCUGGCAGUAACUUCAAGCUGUUCUUUGCUUUUGAUUAUUUAGGAGGUGGACAGAGGUGGCCCUCGACCGGAUCUAAUUCUGUUUUGUCAUACCUGAACCAGUACAAGAAUAGUCCCGCUUACUUCCACUACAACAAUGCUCCUUUCGUCUCAACUUUUGAAGGCGUCGACGAUAUCAAUCAAUGGGCAGAAGGUGGACCGAUUCGAUCCGCAGUAGGAGCGAUCUAUUUUGUGCCCGACUGGUCAAGUCUAGGACCUCAGAACUUCGCGUCGCACUUAAGCAACGUUCAAGGAGCCUUCAGCUGGGAAAUGUGGCCCAACGGAGCCAGCAAUAAGACCACAGACAGUGACUUCGCCUGGAAAGGUGCUAUACAGAGUAAGAGUUACAUGAUGGGCGUGUCGCCAUGGUUCUUCCAUUCUACCAACGGGGGUAAGAAAUGGGUCUGGAGAGGCGAUGAUCUAUGGGCAGAUCGUUGGGCUCAAACCCUGCAAGUCAAUCCCGACUUCGUGCAGAUCGUUACUUGGAACGAUUUUGGCGAGUCUAUGUACGUCGGUCCAGUUCGAUACGGCAGUGAAAUUGCUUCAGGUGCCGAAGUGUAUGUCGAUGGUCAAUCGCAUGAGAGCUGGCUUGACUUCCUGCCUUACUACAUCGCCAAGUACAAAGGAGACCCAUUUGACAUUACCCGCGACCAGAUGCAGUACUGGUAUCGUACGCACCCAGCUGCAGCAGGAAGUACCUGUGGUGUAGUCGGCAACAAUGCUGAUCAAGGCCAACAAGAACUCUCCCCCAAUGAUGUGGUCGAAGAUGGUGUGUUCUUCAGCGCACUGCUCACCUCCCCAGGAGAAAUUCACGUCCAGAUUGGCAAUAAUCCGGUGACUACUUAUAACGGUAACGCGGGGAUCAAUCAUUGGAGUCAGCCUUUCAAUGGACAAACUGGUGCACCGAAGUUUAGUGUUGUGAGAGGGGGGACUACGACAGGUAGUGGGGUUGGGAAGGAGAUCACGGCGUCGACGACUUUGGCGAAUGGGUGCUCGAAUUACAAUCCCUGGGCGGGAAGCUUUUAAGGUACAAAAUCAUUGGUUCGGGAAAGUCGAAAACAAAUGGCAUUUGUAUUGUACCAAAGUGAAGAUGACCGUCGAUAACUAACAAACACAAUCUGUAGCCUAUGAAAAAUAGAGUUCCCUCUAAGCAAGUUCGUUUCUCUGUCCUCGAUCUUUUCUCUGAAA
Messenger RNA from Cadophora gregata, 2542 nucleotides. RefSeq lists its product as uncharacterized. Gene Ontology annotation, molecular function: glucan endo-1,3-alpha-glucosidase activity. The transcript has 4 exons. The coding region runs from base 1079 to 2380 and encodes 433 amino acids. The record is from RefSeq and is a predicted model, not a curated record. Gene Ontology annotation, biological process: mating projection tip cell wall disassembly. NCBI's taxonomy places the organism in Eukaryota, Fungi, Ascomycota, Leotiomycetes, Helotiales, Ploettnerulaceae.